This is a messenger RNA of Dovyalis caffra, 933 nucleotides long. The record is from the annotation of a GenBank genome assembly. NCBI's taxonomy places the organism in Eukaryota, Viridiplantae, Streptophyta, Magnoliopsida, Malpighiales, Salicaceae.
AUGGCGAUAGGGAGGGGAGAGGGACAGCUAGUAGAAAACUUCUACAGAAAUACUUGUCCUAACGUGGAAGCUUUAGUGAAGAAGGCAGUUUCCGAUAAGCUUAGCCAGACAUUUACCACCAUCCCAGCAACUCUUCGUAUGUUUUUUCAUGACUGCUUUGUUACGGGUUGUGAUGCUUCAAUCAUGGUUUCUUCACCAAAUGGAGACGCAGAGAAGGAUGCUCAAGACAAUCUCUCCCUUGCAGGAGACGGAUUUGAUACCGUAGUGAAGGCAAAGCAAGCAGUGGAGGCAGCUUGCCCCAAAGUAGUUUCCUGUGCAGACAUUUUAGCUAUAGCUGCUAGGGAUGUCGUAGUCCUGGCUGGAGGUCCUUCAUUCAACGUAGAAUUAGGACGUCGCGAUGGCAUGGUUUCUCGAGCAUCACUUGUAAAAGGGAGUUUGCCAGAACCUGACAUGACUUUUUCUCAAAUUAACUCUAUGUUUGGGAGAAACAACCUUAGCCAGAUUGAUAUGAUUGCACUAUCAGGAGCCCACACACUCGGCUUCUCCCAUUGCAACCGCUUUGCAAAUCGGCUCUACUCGUUCUCCUCAUCCUCUCCUGUUGACCCUUCUCUAAAUGCAGAGUAUGCCCAGCAGUUGAUGGAUGCCUGUCCUAGAAACGUAGACCCCAGCAUAGCCAUUGACAUGGACCCUGUAACCCCACGAACAUUUGACAAUGUGUAUUUCCAAAAUUUGGUUGCUGGUAAAGGAUUAUUCACUUCAGAUGAGGUGCUGUUUAGUAAUCCAGCUUCUCAGCCAACUGUCAAUGAUUUUGCUAAGAACCCGGGGGAUUUUAAUGGAGCUUUUGGCACUGCUAUGAGAAAGCUUGGAAGGGUGGGAGUUAAGACAGGUAGCCAAGGAAGGAUCAGGACAGACUGUACAAUCAUUAAUUCAUGA